Scheffersomyces stipitis CBS 6054 is the source of this 2607-nucleotide messenger RNA. RefSeq lists its product as uncharacterized. The annotation marks the transcript as partial. NCBI's taxonomy places the organism in Eukaryota, Fungi, Ascomycota, Pichiomycetes, Serinales, Debaryomycetaceae. The transcript has 4 exons. Gene Ontology annotation, molecular function: protein binding; protein-containing complex binding. The record is from RefSeq and is a predicted model, not a curated record.
GACAAUACAAAAAAUUCUAAUAAUGCGAACGGAAAUGUGCCUCCUGACUUCUUCAACAGACUCCAGACGUUUCCUUUGUUCAAUAAGGCUCCAAAGUCUUUCCACACUAAAGUAGCGUCCAAAUUGACACUCAUGCAAUACCAUCCUCAAGAAUACAUAAUCAAGAAAGGAGACCCUUCCAAGUCAAUGUACUGGAUCUUAAAGGGAACCGUAAGCGUUACAUCCACUGAUGGAGAGUCUAUUUAUGCCGAGCUAGCAGCCGGUAGCUUCUUUGGUGAGAUCGGAAUCUUGUUCAACAGACCCCGUACUGCAACUGUCGUAGCCCGUACUAAAGUAUUGGUAGGAGUUUUAACUAGCGAUGCCUUAAAUACUGUACUAAAACACUACCCUUUGAUAGAGAGAAGAAUCAGAGAUGAAGCUCAGGAACGUUUAGCCAUGCAAGAUAAGAAGAACAAAUACGAUCUUCCAAACUUGAUCUCCAACAAGAUGAUUGAAUCGGCUCCGAGCUUGCCUCCGAUAAGAAAUGGAAUCAAUGCGAACGCUACCAUAUCGAUUCAGGACUUCAUAAAGAACUUGCCGAUUUUCCAGAAUCUUCCUUCCACCAUCAUCCAUCAGUUGGCUCUUGGCGUCGAGCCCAUCAAUUUCAAUGCCUUUGAAUACAUCAUCCACAAAGGUGACACCAAUUCUGAUAUCUACUUCAUCAUUAACGGCGAAGUGGAAGUCAUAGACUACUCUCGUAACCAGGAAGGAGCUCAUAUUGAGCGUAUCUUGGCCCGUUUGAGUUCUGGAAGUUACUUUGGCGAAAUGUCAUUCCUUUCGUUUCUCAACGACAAGCACCUGGAUUGUGUUCGUAGUGCCAGCAUCAGAUCCAUCUCCACAGUAGAAUUGAUGGUGGUCAAAAGCGACAAGUUGGAGGACUUGUGCGAAAAGUACCCCUUCAUCGUAGACGAUAUGCGUAAAACUGCGGAGGAAAGAAACAAACUCAACAAUAGCAUCAAUUCCAAAGGAAGCGAGCACGAUAACAAGACGAGAUUGUCCAUUGAUUAUAUCAUCCAUAAGCAAGAUAAAGACCGUAGUGAUGAGGAAGAGUCUUCUCAUGAUACUUCUGAGAAAUCUUCACCUGAGAAGUCACCUUCUUCUCAGCCAAACUUGCAACACCCUCAGUCUCAACGUGUAGGAUCACCUUCUGUCUCUCCCAUUUCCAGCGAUGCAAAGAUGUCCACUAGCACAAGAAACACUUCAUUUGCUGAUGAACCUUUUUCGAGAAAGAGAAAGUCAGUUUCUAACAUAGUACCAUCUGUAAAUUAUUUCCAGAACUUCCAGUUUGCAAACAGUACCAGCAACAGAAAUGCUUUCCAGUACAUGCCACACAAUAAGAGAAUCAGAUUGGCCAGUAUCAGUGGCACUGGAAGAAGAAGAUCGUCCAUCUUGAGCAACAAUGGCCCUCUUCCAGAUAGGAUCCUCUUACGAGUGUUCGAGUUCUUGUCAUUGCCGGAAUUGAUGAAGUUGAGGAUCAUCAGUAGACGUUGGAGGCAGUUGUUGAGUGUAGCCUCCAAUUUGUGUACCAAUUUGGAUUUGACUCCAUGGAAUACUUCUAUAGACGACCAGGCACUUAUUUCCAUCACCGACUUCGUAGGAACCAGACCUCAGCAGAUCAAUAUCUCAAACUGCUUUCACAUCACCGAUGAAGGCUUCAGCUACAUGGUUAACGAGAUUGGUAUUUCAGGAAACAUUAAAGUGUUGAAGAUGAAGUCGAACUGGGAAGUGAGCGCCAUGGCUAUUAUGGAUUUAACAGUUCCCAGUGUUGGUGGCUAUUUAGAAGAGAUUGACUUAUCCAACUGUAGAAAGGUCAGAGAUAUUGUGUUGGAAAGAUUGCUCGGCUGGGACUCUUCUGCUAUAAAGGAAGAACUUUCUCAGCAGCAGAAUAUUAACGGUAGUAGCCCCGAGAUCGACCACGACUUGGAUCAGAUCGGGUGCAAAAGCUUGAAGAUCCUAAACAUAGGCUAUUGCAAACAUCUUACUGACAAUGUGAUGCAACAUAUUGCCAACCACGCCAGUCAACGUUUGGAAAGCUUGGAUCUUACCAGAUGUACCGCUAUCACUGACAGAGGGUUCCAGUACUGGACUUACAAGUCGUUUCCAAAUUUGAAGAAGUUGUCGUUGAAGGACUGCACUUUCCUCACCGACAAGUCAAUUAUCUCCAUUGCUAACUCUGCUACCAACUUGGAGAUCCUUGACUUGAACUUUUGCUGUGCUCUUUCUGAUAUCGCAAUCGAAGUCUUGUGUUUGGGAUGUCCUAACAUUCGCGAGCUUGAUCUUUCGUUCUGUGGUUCUGCAGUAAGUGAUUCAUCGUUAGUUGCAAUCUCCUUGCAUCUAAGAAGCCUCGAAAAGCUCAUCCUUAAAGGCUGUGUUAGAGUUACCAGAGCUGGUGUUGACGCAUUGUUGAGUGGUUGCUCGCCCUUGAGCUACAUAAAUAUCAGCCAGUGUAAGAACGCUCACAUAUACCCGGGUAACAUUCCUGCUCAAAAGCUCAAUGUCAACCCCCAGACGAAAUCGGCUUUCGUUACAGCCGGUUCCAACCAGAACAUUAUUGAGAUUGUGAUCUAG